AAUAAAUAACAAAAAAAAAAAAAAAUAACAAAUUCCCCUCAAAAAAAUACAUAGUAGUUAUUUUGAUUAAAGCUCAAUAUGUUUAAGUGUUUGUAUAAAUGUGAAGAUAAUUAAGACAGCAACAACAGCAACAACAACAACCCUCUAAAAUCCCCCAACAGCUACAUUAGAGUAUAUACCCAACAACAGGUUUGUUUUUUUCCGGGGGAGAGCAGUUUUCUAUGAAAAAAAAAAGCUUUUUUGUUUUUAACAUCCAAACAAUAACAAAAAAGCUUUUAAGGCUGACUGCCUUAAAAAGGGCAGUAAUAUAAAACAAAACUUACUACUGUUAAUUUUUUACGUGCUGCCGUUAUAAACAACAAUUAUGCGCCAUGCCAAAACUGAGGCAAUAUAUGUCCAUGGAUCAACCCUCCUCGACGGCGAUAAGAAAAAAGACGAUGACAGCAGUAUGUUUCGUCUGCAACCUGCCCAUAAUGUCACAUCAAGUGGGACUGGUGUGGUCGGGGGGCAAUGGUUGGGAUGAUCUAGUAAGAGAACAGCUGGAGGAGUCUACCAUCAGACAAAGAUUGGGCGGCAGAAGAGAUUCGGCAGCACAAAUCAAUACACCUCCUAGUACAUCGCCACCGCCGGGCAUGCAACGUCGCCGCCGCAGUUCUUUGGCCCAACUAACCGAUCUUCUGCGAGAAUGGAGUGGUGGUGUAAAACAUCAAACAUCCCAAUCCCAAAGAGCGACCAAGGCCCCUUUGAAUAGGCGUGAAACUUUGGCUGAUUUGGCGCGCAGUUUACCCUGGCGUACCUCUGUAUCUGAUGCUGCCACCAGUGCUGGUCCCACAUAUGUGGCACCACGCAAACGACGUGAAUCAAGUGCUGAUGCUGGUUUGCGUAGUACACGCACCCGAAGAGACUCCAAUACUGCAGAGUUUGUGAAACAUUGGAAUCGUAGGGAGAGUACCGUAGAUGAACCCACCAUAGUGGCGGUCAAUGUAGUAGUGGAGCCUUCUAAGGGGGGUUCAAGACGCGAUUCGGGUGAAAGUAAUCAUUCCAGUCGUCGCGAUAGCUCUAUAGGUCGUAUUAUAACUCCCUCUACUACACCACCACCGCCUCCACGCAUUGGCGUUAGUCCAGUGAAAAGAGAUUCCCUGGCUGCUCCCGAAUUUCCCAAUUUCCGUUAUGAACAACGCCCCUCCACCAGCUCGGCUGGUUCUGAUUCUAUGCCUCUUUACUCAUGUUCUUCUCACAAUCAGGUCGAUUCAUCUUGUCAGGCGCUGCCACCACCCACCAUUAUCAUGAGUUCAGUAACACCACCAGCUACUAGUCCUACCGCUCCGAAGGGGAGGAGGGAUUCUACUACUCAGUGUGGUAGAGUUAAUCGUCGAGAUUCCAAGGCCGGCAUUAGUCCUGAAAGGGCCCCUAGGCUUCAACGUUUACAGAGACAGGCAACCGCUUUCGAUGAAAGUUGUUUGCCGGGUGGCAGCAGAAGAGGUUCUCAACCGGCUCUUAGUCCUGAUCCGCCAGAGGAGGGUCAAAGGCGCAAUUCACGCCGUGAUUCUUUAAGUCCUGAUAGUGCUUCUAGGGGUGGUAGACGCGACUCGCGUACCCAUUUAUCCCCUGAUCGUAGUCAUGAGCGUGAGGGUAGUCCUCAUCGUCGUCAUGCUUUAAGAAGGCAAAGUUCUUCGGCAGCACGUAGUUCUAGGUCGCCCGAUUCUACUAGUAUUUGUUCGUCGCGAGAUGCCAGUCCCUGUGGCAGGCCUCCCCCAUUGCCGGUAGUAGAACAGGGCAGUAGUAGGCCCGCCAUUAGAAGACAAUCAACAACUGAGGAGAUUUUAAUAGCCCGAGGUUUUCGCAGACAAUCCACCACCGAGGAAAUGAUCAGAUGUCGCAACUUUCGACGCCAAAGUUCACAAAGUGAUGAUGUUUGUCGUUAUCGUGGCCGCCGUGACUCUAGUGCCCAAAUCAUUGAUGGCACCAUCGGUACCAUGACGGUGGAGACCACCAGCACCUUUUUUGAUUCCAGCACCCAAACUGAACCCUCACCACUCUAUGAUAACAAUCAUUAUCAGGAAUGUUUACGCUGCAAUUCCUGCGGUUUGAAUUUGACUGGACGAAAUCAUAAAACGGGCCAGGAGAUUCAAAAACCAAAUUCUUGCGACCUGCAUUUUGCAGACGUUGCCCUAAUGGAGUGCUCCGAUUUUAUGCAACAGCUGAGAAGCUUUAAACCCCAAUCAUUAGGUUGUGCUGUUGCCCGUCGUAAAAGCUCUACAACAUUAAUAUUUCCACUGCCACCACAGGCAUGUUCAGAUGAAUUCUGUGAAGAAUAUCCGCAUAACUUAAUGCCCACCCCCGGCUAUUGGAUUGAGUGUUCGAGACAAAAGAUAACUCUGCCGCCCACACACACCAUUUGGGAUGAAAGCGACUCAGAACAUGAGGACAUACGAGGUGGCAAUAGUAGUGAUGCCUAUUUGGAACGUGAAUGCAGUGACCUAUAUGAGGAUGAUGAAGAUUCUGAGGCCACACCCAGGAAAAAGACGACGAUCGAGGAACAAUGGGAACAAAAUGGCGCCUUCGAGCUGAUCUCCGUGGAACAGGAAACGUAUGAGAAAUAUUUCUUUGGCUGCGAACAUUGGAAUUACUUUACCAGCGAUGAAGAUUUGGGUCCGGUGAUAUUGUCCAUUAAACAGGAAACCCUAAAUGGACGUGAUCAGUUUAGAAUAUUGGUGCGAGCCGGUUCCUAUACAGUACAUGGUCUAAUACCCGCCUCUUGUGUAUUUGCUGAUAGAUAUAACCGCGAGGAAGUGGUUAGAUCUUUGGGCAAAGAAGUUAAUUUAAAUCCUCCCCUGACAUUGGGCCAAUUGCCUGAUACUCCUGAGGAGCUGCUGAAAUUAGAUCAAGUUUUUAUUAAAUCUGAACUAAAAGUUGGUGUUAUAUAUGUUAAAGAGGAUCAAUAUACGGAAGAGCAAAUUUUAGACAAUAAUGAAAAUUCUCUGCUCUUCGAUGAGUUCUUAACCCUUUUAGGAGAUCGUGUACGAUUAAAGGGUUUCGAUAAAUACAAAGGUGGCCUUGAUACAGUACAUGACUUGACCGGUCUGUACUCUGUUUAUACAAAUUGGCGUAAUAUUGAGAUAAUGUUUCAUGUCUCAACAUUAUUGCCUUACGAACGUCAUGAUCCUCAAAAGCUUCAACGGAAACGUCACAUUGGCAAUGAUAUUGUUUGUGUGGUGUUUCUGGAGGCUGAUAAUACCCGCUUUAGUCCUGCCUGCAUAAAGAGUCAUUUUCUGCAUACGUUUAUAUUGGUGCGAGUCUCUGCUCGAAUAAAACACAAACCCACCCGCUAUGAAGUGUCGGUAGUGACACGAGACGAAGUGGGUGCCUACAAACCCUAUUUGUGGGAACAAUCGGUAUUCGAAAAGGGACCCAUGUUUAGAGAAUGGCUUUUAACGAAAAUUGUCAAUGGCGAACGUGCCUCAUAUUCGGCACCAAAAUUUGCCCGCAUGCAGGAACGUACCCGCUCACAAAUGCUCGAAGAUUUGGUAAUGAAUUUAUCGAAUCAUGCUGAGACUGGCCAAAUACCAAAACCCUAUCGACGCGGCUCAUGGCGACCAAUUGGUGAGGAAGAAUAUAGAAAAAUGUUGCAUGCAAGAGUUUUAGCCAAUAAUGCGCCAAUCACACCUCUCUCGUCAUCGAUGGACGUUGAUGUGUGCUGUGUGCUACUGUGUGUUAAGCAUA
Lucilia sericata (common green bottle fly) is the source of this 3723-nucleotide messenger RNA. RefSeq lists its product as uncharacterized. Gene Ontology annotation, cellular component: cytoplasm. NCBI's taxonomy places the organism in Eukaryota, Metazoa, Arthropoda, Insecta, Diptera, Calliphoridae. Gene Ontology annotation, biological process: activation of GTPase activity; regulation of small GTPase mediated signal transduction. Gene Ontology annotation, molecular function: GTPase activator activity. The record is from RefSeq and is a predicted model, not a curated record.